UUUCGCCAGCCUCCAGGCAAUGCCAAUUGCCGCCUCCAUAUACAGGCCAAGACGGCGCAGCGUAUCGGAUUCAAUGAAUCCAUAAUAGACUGCGGGUGGCAAUACUAACAUCCUCGUAUACGUAAAACUACUUGACACUUAUAUCUAAUGCUUCUAUGAAUAUGCGACUGGGGAAUCGUCAAAUUGUCCGAAUGCAGGGUAUCAAUGGCCGGUGGAAUGCAACAAAGAGACGCUGUGAUGAUGAUGUAUAACAAUGCGCGACAGAAAGCCGAUGAAAUGCGACAGGUUAACAGAGAACACAAUACCCUUGAUACUGGUGAUACUAAUGAAUACAAUGGGGCGGGGAACGGGGGCGAAAAUGCAAAUGCGAGCGAUGCGUCGAUUAAGCACGAUGUGAUGUAACAAGUCCAAACAGGAGGGGCCAAAUUACAGACGCCGCCCGCGCACCUCGUAAUAUGGCGCGUA
Postia placenta MAD-698-R-SB12 is the source of this 465-nucleotide messenger RNA. RefSeq lists its product as hypothetical. NCBI's taxonomy places the organism in Eukaryota, Fungi, Basidiomycota, Agaricomycetes, Polyporales, Adustoporiaceae. The annotation marks the transcript as partial. The record is from RefSeq and is a predicted model, not a curated record. The transcript has a single exon.